AUGGCAUCCCGGACCUGGAAUCGGUUCCUCGGCGCCACCCGUCAAUCCUACCAACACGCUACAUCUCAGGAAUACGUCGAACGACUCUGCACAUCGUGGCUUCUACCCGGCUGGGCUCUCUUCGCUCUACGAAUCAUCAUCAGCUUCUACGCAUUCACAGUGCUCUUCUACGUCAUUGGGUAUAGAAGUGGAAUCGGCGAGACGGAAGCUGUAGAGCAAUCGUUUAGCUAUUUCACUGUUCUCGGAUACUGGGGACUAGCCUUCUACCAUGGAUUCACGGCUAUGCAUACCGCUAGUCUGGCCUUCGGGAGUAGUGGAACUGCAUGGUUAUCAAGAUGGCCAGGCUGGAUGAGAUGGCUGCAUAGUGUCUUCUACGCUACUGUUACCGUCUAUCCCUAUGUUGUUACAGGUGAGCUGAUCGACCAGCAGAACUUCCGUCUAUGAUAUACUGACGGGAUGUGUAGCCGUCUUUUGGAGCCUUCUUGCUGCCAAUGCCUUCGAGUCCACGCUGAGCACCUUCACCAACAUUUCGGAGCACGGCUUGAACUCCGUGUUUGCUUUUCUGGAACUUGCUCUGCCCAGAUCUGAUCCACAUCCGUGGAUUAAUCUACCUGCCUUGAUCUUUAUCCUGGCUCUCUACCUAAGCCUAGCUUAUUUAACGCACGCCACCGAGGGCAUCUACGUCUACGACUUUCUUGAUCCGUAAGCUACUCAGCUCUUCCCUUAUAGAUGGGUAUUUAGAGACGGUGCUAACGGAUUCUAGCGCAAACGGAAGCGGGUCCGUUUUUGGAUACUGCAUAGCAAUUCUAGCCGCCACGAUUGUGCUGUUUACAAUUGUGAGGUACCUACAGCUGCUGCGACGCUGGCUCACGGAAGAUCGUCGUGCUCGCAAGGCUGCCCACCGUAUAGCGGACAGCCACCAAACAGACGAUUCUACUCUGGAGAUGGGCAUGACGGAGAAGCACAUAGACACGAAGGAUAACACAGACCAUCAGAACAGCGCCGCGGUGGACUUAGACAUGAGCAGCAAAGAGGCUAGGUCGAAAGGCUUUGAUUCAUAG
This is a messenger RNA of Lecanosticta acicola, 1061 nucleotides long. The record is from the annotation of a GenBank genome assembly. NCBI's taxonomy places the organism in Eukaryota, Fungi, Ascomycota, Dothideomycetes, Mycosphaerellales, Mycosphaerellaceae.